CAAAUACGCAGAUUUGCCUCCACCGUCACUAAGUACGGGAGGACUCGAGUUGUAGACCGUCUUAUCUCACCUCUCAUCAGCCCAUGCCCUUUCUAUUUCUUCAAACCUCCCAACUUCGUACGGGCAAUGGAAGACGGCGAAAUUUCUGGGUUCGAAGCCCCUACCCCAUACCCUAGCAAUCUCAAAUAUUCACAUCACCCUUCAAUUGAAUGGCCGGACGAGCCUUCUUUGAUUGAAACUCCCACUAACCAGAGGAUCACCCCACCGCCCACAGAAGACGUCCAAGACCGACCUGUCUGUCGUCUUGUGGUUGAUAAGCCGUUCGCAGCUCUUGGGCUGGGUAGAAUUGUAUUGGUUGAUGGGUAUCCUGAGGUACAGUUUGGCCGUGACGCACUGCCUCCAGGCUCUUCUACUCCCAAAGUUCGGAUAAAGCUGAUGGAGGUAUCAAAAUUACACGCCACUGUGUACUGGGACACCCACCAGAAGGAAUGGGCCGUCAUUGAUAUGGGCUCGAUGCAUGGAACAUAUCUCCUUUCGUCUGAUGAUCCAUCCACCACUUCACCUCAGGGUAGAGGUACACGACUAUCACCCUCUCGGGCGGCUAGCAUUCCUCGGAGACUCUGCAACAUGGAUCGUCUGACUGUGGGUGAUGUUACCUUUAUAGUCCAUAUCCAUCAGAGUUUGCCUUGCGAGGAGUGUUCUCCCCGAAGUGUUGGGGACGAAGUUUCUUUGUUCUCGUCAGAACGAAAGAAGCUCCGAACGCAAUCUGAAAAUGGAGCGACGAAGGCUGCACAUCACCCAUAUCCCAAGAAUCCGAAGCAGGCAUUGGCACUGUUAAAGCAAUCCCUACUUUCACAGCAUGGCUCUGGUUCAAAGUCAACAGCAGAUCAAUACAUAGACCGGUCGGCUCGUCGACGUGCCUUCUUUUCCUCUAGCGCAAGUGAUUCGCCCGGGGUGACUCCUCGCGAUUCCACAAUGCCAGUACCUGAAUAUGAACGUCGGAACACUUCAGAUACUCCGCAGGAUACGGAGCCUGUUUCCCGACCAGCCACACCCUUACCUUCAACAAAUGUUGGGCACAGGCUGCUCCUGAAACAAGGAUGGCAGCCGGGAGAGUCCCUUGGUCUUACCGUUGGAGAGGGGGUGGUGGAGCCGUUGGAUGCUGGCGCCAUGUCCAGUAUCGGCCGACGGGGGUUGGGCAUGCCUCGUCCUUUGUCGGGUAGUUCUGGAUGUCGACAUUGAGAUAUGUUAUCUUCCUCUGUUUUUCAUACACAAUCUAGAUGGCAUAUCGUACAGGAAUAAACUUGAGGGCAUGCCACUCGCCUAGGUACUUCGCGC
Molecule: messenger RNA, 1338 nt
Organism: Guyanagaster necrorhizus
Lineage: Eukaryota; Fungi; Basidiomycota; Agaricomycetes; Agaricales; Physalacriaceae
Exons: 2
Coding region: 127-1242 (371 amino acids)
Molecular function (GO): nucleic acid binding; protein binding
Source: RefSeq, a predicted model, not a curated record